ACAAUCAAGCCACGUGUGUUAUUUAAUCCAAUUAAAACAAUCAUUAAAACGAAAGUUGAAUUUUUUAUUAAAAGGAAAGUUUGUAGUAUAGGCAACCAAUCAUACAACAGACGCAAAAACUGUUUAUUUUUUUGUUUGUGUACAUUUUUUGUUGUAUUAUUUGUUGUUUAGCAUCUGGUAGUACACUUAAUACAUUAUUGAUAAGAACUAUUAAUUAACAAGAAAAAUACCGAUUACGUAACAUAGUAUAGGCAACCAGUUAUGCACACAAUUAAUUAAUUGCAUUAAAAUAACAUUAACAACAUUUAAAAAACGCUUUAGUUCCUGGCUUUUAAUUACCGUAUCGCAUAAUAUUAUUUAUAUAUUUUAUUAACAAAAAUUAAUAAAUCAGGUUAGGUAACAUUACUAAUGCUUACACCAGAAGAAUGAAAUUAGCGAAAUGCUUGUUUAAGUGAUUCUUAAUCGUUGUUAUUUAACAAUUAUGGCAAUUAUUACUAAACAAAGUGAAAGUUAAAUGUUAUCGUAAAACUUUAAUUAUAGUGAGUAUGCAACCAGUUAUACAAUCUAAUAUUAAAUUAUUCAAUUUGGGCAAAUUUUAUCACUUCCGGUACGUUUUCCGUGAUAAGGAAUCAUAACAAAACGACGCAAAUGUUUAAUUCUGGCAAAAUAAUCUAUUAAAAGUUAUGCAAGUUUUUUUUGUGGUGUUUUUUUUUUUAGUUAAUAAUUGAGGUGAAAUAAAACAAACACAUAAAAACGUAACUUUUAUUUAUCUAACAACACUGAAUAAUUUAUUUCGCGUGUGAGGGAGUCAAGGUCAGUUGGGACCCAGCCAUGGGUCUGAAAACGUUGCGUCUUGUUUGUACCAUUGGUCGGUUUUUUGCAAUCACCCCAUCGUCCAUUGACACGAAAACGGAACCAUUUUACCAAAAAAUGUACAUUUUCGUGGUCUUGGGUUUGCUAACUUGUGGGCUAAUUUCAACCACGAUUACCAACAAUUUUUACCUUGGGGACAUUUACAUGAAAAUCGUGGUGGCUUAUUUGACCGAAUUAAACUUGUACAUUUUUAGUUUGUAUGUGUUGGUAGUGGUGAAUUUGAGGCAACGCAAACGUUGGUACCUCCUGAUGCGUCACCUUGAAAUUAUCAAAAUCAAGAUAAAAGUCCCUAAAAAGAAGGGCUGGAAGUUGCCGUAUUUUAGUAAAUUUUGGGGAUUUUGUUUUUUGACGUUGUUGUGUGAGGCUUUGGUGGAUUUUCGGUGGGCGUUUUUGUUCGGUUGGCGCUACUUGAACAAGUUUAAUGUGCGUUUGGUGCAGAUUUUUUUCACCAAUUAUUACAAAUUUAUGCUAUGUGUUGUACUGAACACGUUUCGGGUUUGUUACCAGAAAAUACGCCACCAAAAAACGCUAAACGAAACUGUGCAAAUUUUCGUCCAGUUGAGACAAACUAUUGAUGUUUUCAACGAAAUUUUCCAAUUCCCCAUUGCUUUAAUGGUCGCGUUCACGACUUUUGAAGUCCUUAACUAUAUUUUGUUCACCCUGUAUGUGAAAAUUGAAGUUUCGGUGUUUGAAAGCAUAGUUUUGGCAAGCUUGAGGCUUGGACCGACUGUGGUUUGGACCACUGUUUUAUUACUACUGUGUGACUACGUGAGACAAGAGGGCGAGAAAAUUGUAACAUUGUUUUACGAAAUGCGGUUACAAAAUUACGAAUUGUUUGAGUUAACCGAAUAUGUGGAGGAGAAUUUGCCGGUUUUAACCGCCGGUUAUUUCCGGUUGGGCAAGCCGACGAUUUUGCGCAUGUUUGCCACUGUUGCCAACUUUGUGAUCGUCGUGGUGCAAGUCACUAAUAAAAAUUGAAUUCU
Tribolium castaneum (red flour beetle) is the source of this 1856-nucleotide messenger RNA. Its product is annotated as gustatory receptor 52. Lineage: Eukaryota; Metazoa; Arthropoda; Insecta; Coleoptera; Tenebrionidae. Gene Ontology annotation, biological process: male courtship behavior; chemosensory behavior; sensory perception of taste. Gene Ontology annotation, cellular component: axon; neuronal cell body; dendrite. The record is from RefSeq and is a predicted model, not a curated record. The transcript has 2 exons. Bases 832 to 1851 code for a protein of 339 amino acids.